AGUCCCCCCUUCAGUUAUGUCUCCUUGUAUAUAAGAAGCAACUAACGAGACAUCAUUGGCCAAAUCGGUGGUCUCACUUGCGGGAUACUUUGAGAGCAAUUGUACGACACGGAGACCGCGCAUUUAAUUCGUCGCGAUAAUGGCAACUGCGAAGUUCAAAGAAACGUCCCCGUACCUCAAGCCAAAAUUUUCACCACCGGAAGAUUACCUUUACAAUAGAUAUUUAGAAAACCUCGCUCUAAAGACCGACUCACGAGAUGAUCCGGUUGUAAAACUGGCUCUUUUCGGUGCGGGACGUGCCGGAACGAUACAUUUGAUGUCCAUAAUGUCUAGUCAGCGUGUGAAACUUCUAUACAUCGUCGAUGACGUCGAGAGCAACUGGGCAAAAAUAGAAAAAUACUGGCAUCUGGAAGAUGUUAUUUUUCUAAACAGCAAGCAAUCGCACAGAGUAUAUAAAGAUCCCGACGUCGACGCGGUCAUCGUCGCAUCGCCGACUUUCACUCACGAGGAUAUCGUUAUCGAGGCGCUGGAGGCGAGAAAAGCGGUCUUCUGCGAAAAACCUAUAGCGGAAAAUCGCGUGAAUUGCGCCAAGUGCUACGAGACGGCCAAGAAAGUUGGCAGACCGUUGUUUUGCGCGUUCAAUCGACGAUUCGAUCCGUCUUACUCUACGGUGCGUGACAGAGUUCGCAAGGGAGAAGUCGGACAUGUUCACGUGGUCAAGACGAUCUCACGCGACUCUCCUCUGCCCAGUAUAGAGUAUCUGAAGAUGUCCGGCGGCAUCUUCCACGACUGUAUGGUCCACGAUAUCGAUAUGGUCACUUGGGUUGUCGGAGAAUAUCCAGACAAGGUUGCAGUCAUGGCUGAUGCCAAUAUUCCGGAAAUCAAGGCGAUUUCUGAUUUCGACACAGUCGUUGCGACUUUGCAUUUCCCCUCGGGCACUCUUGGCGUGAUCGAUCUGUCUCGCAACAGCAACUACGGAUACGAUCAACGUCUGGAAGUAUUCGGGCCUAAAGGCAUGAUACAGGCCGACAAUGAGCAACCGAUAUGCUCGGUACGCAGACAGUACGGCUUAGAAGGGCCGACCACCGCUCCCAUCUGGUAUUCGUUCGCUAGCCGAUACAUGAACGGCUACCGAAGAGAGUUCGAUCAUUUUAUCGACAUCGUGCUGGGCAAGGCCGAAUCUAUGGUCAGACCAAAGGAGAUCCUGGCGGUUAGUAAGAUCGCAAUAGCUUGCGAAGAGUCGGCUCGUACCGGAAAAAUGGUGGAAUUAAAAUGGGCGAACGGAGAAUUGCCUUAUCAUCAAUAAAACUUUUGUUUCAACGUUAUAUAUAAAUGCGUUUUAUAUUAAAUGUGUAAUAAGCAUGUGUAUUACUUUAAAAAUUUUUCUCCCUAUACAAAAUGAAAUUUUUUAUAGGAAGAUUCGUACACGAUGAUAAAGCAGCUAUACUGUAAAUAUCACAAAGUGUGAUUUAAAUUAGAAGUGAAUAAAAGCUCGAAUAAACGGAAUUUCUUUCCUCGCGCGAUUUUACUAGGGUGGAAGAGAAACAAAUUCUGUCGUCUCUCAAAAUAUAUUAUUUCGCAAGCUCGUAUAAGGUUAAGGUAUUGUGACUUAACGACGCUUACGCUAAAUUAGAGAACGUUUAGUAGAUAGCUAAUGAAUAAAUCAAGCCAUACAGUU
Odontomachus brunneus is the source of this 1678-nucleotide messenger RNA. RefSeq names its product myo-inositol 2-dehydrogenase-like. The record is from RefSeq and is a predicted model, not a curated record. Gene Ontology annotation, cellular component: cytoplasm. The coding region runs from base 140 to 1306 and encodes 388 amino acids. Gene Ontology annotation, biological process: NADPH regeneration. Gene Ontology annotation, molecular function: nucleotide binding; oxidoreductase activity. The transcript is spliced from 4 exons. NCBI's taxonomy places the organism in Eukaryota, Metazoa, Arthropoda, Insecta, Hymenoptera, Formicidae.